AUGGCCUUUUUCUUUAAAAUUGGUCGUGGAAAAAAAAAAGAAUUACAAUUCUGGUACGGAUUAAUCUCACUAGAACAUUUUUUUUUUUUGCCUUUAAUUACAUAUCUUGCCACAACCAACCACGUCAGCCAAAUUGCAAUCACUAUGUUUAGGAUCAUGAAUUGGAUAGUGUUAUUGCUAUUUUCACUACUAACUAGUGCAAACGUUGUUAGUCAGGAUACAUAUUACAACCAAGCAAUUAAAACUUUGAACCAACUUUCUCAGAAUUUCACAAGAUCUAAGAUUUAUAGUCUUGACAAUAUUGAAGGAAACCUAUAUAUCCCCCAAUUCAAUCCUUUAGUUAAUGACUAUGAUAGAAAAAAUAUACCAAGACAUGAGCCACCACACUUAUUAACUUCAAAAAUCGUUCCACUUUUGGAAAAGUCUGCUUUUGACAACAAUAACAAUAAGGCAUAUUCUAUGUUGGGAGAUUUGUAUCUUUUUGGAAAUUUUUCAUUCCCAACUGAUUACAACAAAGCAAAAGACUAUUAUCACAAGUCAGUGAGUAUUGGCCCAAAUGGACAUGCAUACUUUAUGUUAGGUUACAUCUAUUCAACAGGUUUAUUUGGCACGUUUCCCAUUGAUCAAGAACGAGGGAACUUGUACUACCAUUUUGGUAUGAAGAAUGGAGAUUUGAACGCAAUGCUAGUUUUGGCAUAUAAGACCUUCAAAGGCAUUGGUGUAUCCCAAGAUUGUGAGUCAGCUUUAAGUUAUUAUACAACAUUGGCGGAGCAUGGUAGGAACUGGAUGUCUACCAAAGAUGUGUCUACCCAGGUAGACUAUAAUAUCAGAAUAUCAGACUUCAAUGGUGGGUUAUACGGUGAAAAGAUGAGUGAAAUGUCAUCAACUAUUGAGAUUCAAUCUAAACUUUUUAAUGAUCUUAGAAAUUCCCUUGAAGAGUACCGGUUAAAUGCCAACGAGCAUGAAUAUACUACACUCUAUUACAAUGGAAUGGAAAGCUAUAAAGGUGACUAUUUUGUGGAAAAGAAUUUAACAAAGGCAUUUGGGCUGUUUCAAGAAUGUGUAGCAUUGGGAGAUGAGAUCUAUGGUUCGACAAACUAUGAAUUUGUGCAACUGAUAGACAAGAUUUUUCUCAGUGCUUGUCAAUCGAAACUAGGAAGAAUGUAUUUGAGAGGGUUAGGUGUGAAGAAAAAUAUAAAGAAAGCUAGUUACUACUUGAAGCUUGCAGUCAAAUUACUGCCAACACCAGAUGCGCUUAAUGACUUGGGCUUUAUUGAAGAAAAGGGUUUGUUAGGAGAAGCCAACUACACAAAGGCAAUUGAGUACUACAAAGCAGCUGUCAAGAAAAGAUCAGGAUCCGCAAAUAAGAACCUUGCGAGGUUGUUGAUGCAGAUAAAUGAACACGAUCUACAGAAGAACAACGUUAUUAUAGAUAUUUAUAACCAUAUGAAAGAAGCUGUAUAUUACCAUGAUACGGAAGCACUUUUUUACAUGGGUCAGUUUAUACAAUCUGGUGUUGCAAAAAAUAUUGAACCAGCAGGGGAACCAUCAUGUUCAACCACUAUUUCAUACUAUGAUGUUUUUGUUGAAAGAUUAUCACAAUUCUACGCUCCACAUUUAAAGUAUGCGUUUGAAGAAUUAGUAGCCGGUAACUUUAAGAAUGCACUUGUUGGAUAUCUGAUAGCAGCAGAACAGGGCUUCGAAGCCGCUCAAAUAUCUGCUGCGUACCUACUUUUCCAAUUACAACCACUACAAUCAAAAUUGAAAGCAAAGACAUUUGCUCCUGAAAGAAUUGAAAUGGCAAUUGAGUAUCUUGAUAGAGCUUCCAAACAAGGUAAUAUUGAUGCUACCAUUUUGUUAGGUGACAUUUAUUCGGACCAACAAAGACAAACCAGUCCUGACUUUGAUCGUGCAUUUAACUAUUAUCAAAUUGCUUCCGAUAAACAUUCUUCUCAUGGAUCUUACAAACUUGCUGAGAUGUACGAAUAUGGUUAUGGACCUGUUAAUGAUUCAGUGGACUAUUUUAUGGCUAAACGUUAUUAUGAUUCUAGUUUACAAUACAAGGAAAAAUUUGAUUUCGAAAGAAGAGAACAACAAUCUAAACUCACAUAUAGUAGAGCACACAUUGAUUGGGCGUUAUUAAGGUUAAGAUUCAAGUACUUGUUUAACCGAAAGGCUUUCAAAGAUACCGAAACUUCUGAUGGUGGAUGGAUUAGUGCCUUUAACAAAGUUGGAACUCGUGCUACCAACGAGCGUCAACAAAAAGAAGCUAUAUCAAAGGCCGAUGCUCAUCAUGAAGGCAGCGCCUAUACCGAUGAAUAUGUUGAAGAUUAUGAUGUGGGUGAUUAUUUGGUAAUUGCACUUACAUUUUCAUUUUUUAUGGUAUUUUUUGUUCAGAACAUUCUUCGACAAAUCAGAAGAAUGAGAGCAGGUCCUGAUAACAACGAGAACAAUAAUCGCCAAAACGAAAACGAACAAAAUAAUAACUUUCAAAAUGGCUGGAAUGGAAAUCAAUUCAAUUUUAGACGUGGUAAUUUUGAAUUUCAUUUCUUUGCAAUCUAG
This is a messenger RNA of Candida tropicalis MYA-3404, 2562 nucleotides long. Its product is annotated as ubiquitin ligase complex subunit. The record is from RefSeq and is a predicted model, not a curated record. Bases 1 to 2562 code for a protein of 853 amino acids. NCBI's taxonomy places the organism in Eukaryota, Fungi, Ascomycota, Pichiomycetes, Serinales, Debaryomycetaceae. Gene Ontology annotation, molecular function: protein binding. The transcript has a single exon.